Molecule: messenger RNA, 1098 nt
Organism: Ipomoea nil (Japanese morning glory)
Lineage: Eukaryota; Viridiplantae; Streptophyta; Magnoliopsida; Solanales; Convolvulaceae
Product: transcription factor MYB35-like
Exons: 3
Coding region: 1-1014 (337 amino acids)
Source: RefSeq, a predicted model, not a curated record
AUGGGGCACCACUCAUGCUGCAACCAGCAAAAGGUGAAGAGAGGGCUUUGGUCCCCAGAAGAAGACGAAAAGCUCACCAGAUAUAUCUCUACUCAUGGCUAUGGCUGCUGGAGUGAAGUCCCUGAGAAAGCUGGGCUUCAAAGGUGUGGGAAGAGCUGCCGGCUCAGGUGGAUCAAUUACUUGAGGCCAGAUAUUAGAAGAGGGAGAUUUACCCCUGAAGAGGAGAAGUUGAUUAUAAACCUUCAUGGAGCUGUAGGCAACAGAUGGGCACAUAUAGCAAGUCACUUGCCAGGGAGGACAGACAAUGAGAUAAAGAACUAUUGGAAUUCUUGGAUAAAAAAGAAGCUAAAGAAACCUCAAUCAACAUCUCAUCAUCAUCAUCAUCAUCAGACAACCACAACAUCAAUAAUUGGUACUAAUAAUAACAUUGAUACCCAGCAACAAAUUCAGUUCCCUUUCAACAAUAUUAAUCCUGCAAAUAAUGACCAAAGGUUCUUCACUCAAGAUUUGGCGACGAAGCCCUUGCAAUUCCAAGAAACCCUAUUUUCCACCCCUAAUAUUAUUACUAACAUCGCCCCAUUUUUCACCUUCGACACCGCCGCCAUUGCCUCGCUGGGAGACUGCAGCGCCAACCGGGUCGACCCGCUGUUCCAAGAUUCUGAUGAGUUCUGGCAGCAACAGAUUCAGACUACGACGACGUCGUUUGGAUCGGGCGGCAUGGGUUCGGGUUAUUUUUUGCCGCCAUUGAUGGAUGAUUUGGGGCCGUUGGAUAAUGUGCCACCCACUAACCUGCAGUUUGACGAGGGGCAAGCGGCGCGUGACAAUCAAGUCAGCGAAUGGGGCGUCGACCCGACACAACAACAACAACAACGUCAGCAACUGCAACAAUGUCCGGCCGGCAGCAGUUAUCUGUUGUGGGAUGACGUCACAGAAGGGAAUCUUGGUGGGGAAGAAGAACUCAUUGGGGUCCCAACCACAUCACCCAUGCUAUCUUCUUUUCCUCCAUCUUUAUGAUGAUUUGAUUCACUAUUAACUUCUUUCUUUUAUUUUUUUUUUUCUUUUAAUUCCGGGAAUUCAAUUAAUAUAAUGUUUAUUUGA